Messenger RNA from Haliotis rufescens (red abalone), 502 nucleotides. RefSeq lists its product as uncharacterized. Bases 89 to 391 code for a protein of 100 amino acids. The transcript has 4 exons. Lineage: Eukaryota; Metazoa; Mollusca; Gastropoda; Lepetellida; Haliotidae. The record is from RefSeq and is a predicted model, not a curated record.
ACCAUCAGCUCCGUGUGGAGUUUAUCCUACAGUCCUUCCUGGAACCCCGAGCGUCACACAGCUAUUGGAGAAAUCCUCGUCCUUGAAGAUGAAGAUGCUGGGUUAUCUCCUCUUGACGUGCACGUGGUGUGUCGUUGCUUCUUCAAAUCAUUGCAUCAUAUCUAGUAUGAUAGUAGAGGCUAACGGUAAUACAUGUGACGUGAUGAAUCGCCCAAUCAGCUAUCAGUCGGAGUAUGAGGUCGAAGCCUGCGGCGUGACGCUGACGUGCAUUGACGGUGGAAUCAACGCCUGUACUUCACAGGCAUUGCUGUGCACCGUCAUCACCACCAAUUGCAACGUACUGGUGAGAGAGACUACUCAGCGAGUUGACCGACUGAUUUGCAAAGAAUGAGCAGCUAUGUCACCAGAUGGGCAUGAUGGACGCAGUACACAGCGGAGGGCUGGUAGACCCUGGGGCCUGGUGAUCAGGUUGAUAUUUCAAAUAAACUUCAGUUUAUGGCGA